AUGGGCAAAAAGUCGAGGAAAGAGAAGAGGAUCAAGGUUGCUCAAGACGAUGCGAGAGGAAGCUCAAUGGAAGGGGAAGACACCCGAAGCGGGCGGAGUGGAGGGGUCAAGUUGAAGGGGGGAGUGGAGGGGCGCUCGACAACCUGGCCUGGCGUGGCCUGGGCUAGUAGCCUGGGGCGGGCGGUCAGUGGAGGGUACCUGGAGCUACAGAGUCGAUCAGCGCGUGGCGGAGGUACCUGGGCCCUGAAAUCCAUUGGGGACGGGGUCCAAAAAGCGAUGAGGGAUUGUCAAGUACCGGUACAUGGACAAUGUCACUCCGACUCCAAGCUGUUGAGAAGGACCAGGGUGGACCAGGGGGAGACGACCGACAACUUGAGUUACGUACGACAGGUCGAUUCGAAUUUCAUCAAACCGCCGAAAACCGCAGCAGUCAAUUUACACACCCUACAUUACGAUCCGAAUCCUAUCCAACCCAAUCUGAUAGACUCAAAAUUUCGGAAGCUUUCAUGGUCUAAGCAACGGUUGGCUCCGGGGUACGCGAAGCGAGUCGCCUGCCCCAAAGACCUGGGUACCAAGACAAAAUUGGAAGUCUUCCAUUUGCUGAGAUUGGCAAAAAUUGACUCGGGUUCCGGGGGAAAUGCCCAAAGCUGGCCUUGCGGUGAGUUCGAGGAGCAACUCAAGGUGAAGUGA
Messenger RNA from Fusarium verticillioides 7600, 690 nucleotides. RefSeq lists its product as hypothetical. Lineage: Eukaryota; Fungi; Ascomycota; Sordariomycetes; Hypocreales; Nectriaceae. The transcript is spliced from 3 exons. Bases 1 to 690 code for a protein of 229 amino acids. The record is from RefSeq and is a predicted model, not a curated record.